CACUUCCGGGUUGGCGUGUCGCUUUAAGCGUUAAUAGGCUCGUCUUGCAGGCUGUAUGGCGCUUCCUGACUGGAUUGUAACUGUCGCCACUGCAUCCUUGUUAUUUGUCAUAUAUUUAUGUGUUCGUCACAGAGUCACAGGUUCGGCACUUUGGAGGAAUUCGGUGUCCAAACUCAUGGCUCGCUCAGAGAAGCCCUUUUUCCGAAUUGCGUACACACUGUACACCAGGACCAGACUUGGAUACAUGUACUACAAGAGGCAAAUGAAAAAGGCCCGGGAACAUUACCCUUUUGGACAUUCCACAUCUCAGCCCAUGGAUUUCAACGGUUUGAAAAUAAUUCCCAUCCCUGUGCUGUCUGACAACUACAGCUACCUUAUAAUUGACACAGCCUCCAGUGUUGCUGUUGUUGUAGACCCUGCAGACCCACAAAAAGUCCAGGCUGUCCUUGAGGAUGAGAGAGUGACGUUAGAAGCAAUACUCUGCACACACAAGCAUUGGGAUCACAGUGGGGGAAACAAAGGCUUGAGGAGGCUUUACAACUCAUGUAAAGUCUAUGGAAAUGCUGCUGAUAACAUUCCUGGCCUCACACAUCCUCUUUCCCAUAAGGACACAGUAACAGUUGGCUGCAUGCACUUUAGGGCCCUUUUCACUCCUGGGCACACAGUGGGCCACAUGAUCUACCUCCUAGAUGGCCCGGCAGCUGGCGCACCUCCCAGCCUCUUUUCUGGUGACCUGAUUUUCCUCUCAGGAUGUGGAAGGAUGUUCGAAGGAAAUCCCUCAACUAUGCUGUCAUCUCUGGACCUAGUCGCCGCCUUAAGCGAUGACACUCUAUUAUGGCCUGGUCAUGAGUACGCAGAAGACAACCUGCUGUUUGCUGCUGAGGUCGAGCCAUGCAACACUGCCAGGGAAAGCAAAUAUCACUUGGUGCAGCAGCAGAGAAGCCAGAAGCUGUGCACGUGUCCCUCCACUAUCGGAGAAGAGAAGCAGUACAAUCCUUUUCUGCGCAGCCACUCUGCAGAGCUUCACCUGGCCUUGGGCGUACAGCAGUUCCAUGAUGAAGACUGGACCCAGUUCCGGGCUCGGGUGCUUGAGGAGCUGCGAAAACAAAAGGACAUGUAUAACAGGAAAUACUAGAAUACUUGGUUUAAGGGAACAGCGGACUGAAGCCAAAUGUACCGGGCAGUGGUACUAAAGCAGGGACUAUAGGUUGUAAAAUGAUGCCAAACUUGGUUCAAGCAGUCAGUUUGUAAACUUAAAAGGACAUUAAAGGUACAGUGUGUAAAAAUGGGAAUAUUGAGCAAUAUCUAGCAGUCAGAUUCUAUCUGACAAACUUUUAACAUCAUAUCAGUUCUAUAAAUUCAAAUUCUUCUGUGCACAACAACAACCACUCUCGUCUUCGCUGGCUUCCAACUGGUGAAAUGCUAAUGGCGCAUAGCUUGUCCGCUUUGUGCCACAGUAGAAACAUGGCGGUGCAAGAUAACAGCCUGUUGAAGGGGACGUACUCCAAAGUAGGCAUAAAAGGCUUAUUCUAAGUGAACGCAAAUCAAAUGAUUUUUAUAAUCACUAAUAAUUAUAAAUAUUUUAUUCCAUUUAUGCUGUCUGUCUUCUGUUUAACACAGCUAGACUCUACACACUGUACCUUUUAAGUAUUUUUUGUUGCUUUUAAACAACUUUAUUAGAGACAUCAAGGUACAUUAUUACAACUUCAUAAUUACAAAAUACUUAUAAUUGUGACAUUUCCAUUUGAAGUAUUUUGCUUAGUAAGCCUUCAUUGCAUCUUUGAUUUGAUCACGACUUUCCGUGAACACUGUGGUGAGUAAGUGUAUGGCCAGUGAACUAAGAGUGGGGGGCAAUCUGUCCCUUCUAUGCACAAUCUCACGCAGCAAAAGCUUUAGUUUUUUUUCCAUAGCAGAAAUGUUGUUCUAUUUAACUGUACUUGGUUGGUACUUGCACAUUUUUUUUAAUUGUAAAUGAGUUCUGUUAACUAUAUGUGGGGUUUCUUAGCUGAGCUGUUAAAGCAAAAUUGCCAUUGGGGCCACUAGGGAAGGACAGAUAUCGUUUGGAAUUUUGACUCAAACUUCCUAAUUUAAAGGAUACAAGACAACAAUAAUUUUAUGUUAUAAGUUGGUACAGCCAAUCUGAUACUUGAGCCUUGCACAUGACAUGGGUUAACAUGUUAAGUACUGUGUUGUUAUUGCACCUCUUGAGUAAUUCGCAGCACAUGACUGUGUAUAAAAGCCUGGCAUAGAGGUCUUGGAUAUUCUAGACUGUAUUUGGUAUGCUGCUUGCACAAUUAUGGUGCUGCUGGAAAAAUAAUAUGACUCUACUAUAUACUCUAUGAAAAUUGUGAUAUUAUUAAUUGAAUAUUUUAUUAAUAUGAAUGUUUCAUUUUUGGAAAUGUCUCUACAUUAAUGGUCUCAUUGAUUAAACAAAUCCUAAACACCAUUCUGUUGGUUAUUUGGCUUGAGAGUUGUUGCAUUCAUAGAGAAUGCACAAGCCAUCAUGUGAGUUUUUGUUUGCUAGAUCUGUGGGAUUAAUGGUACUUAGUUUUGAAAUUUUAAAGCCACUCUGAGGAACUUUGGUUUUGUGUCAACUUUGAAGCCUCUCUCUGGGCAAAUAUGUAAAGCUUCUCGUACAAUGUUUUUUUUUUUUAGAAAAAAAAUGUCAACCUGAUUUCUUUUUAUAGUCAAAUGUGUCCUUAAUUGUGAAUCUUUGCUGUUAAUUUUUUAAAGAGGCAGUUUCCUCAUCCUGCAACGGUUUGGUCUGACGCCUGCCUACUCGCAGCUCUUACAGGCCUCAAAAGUUGCAACCUUGUGGCACUGUUAGCUCAAAUGGUAGACUAGGUACUCGAUGUACAGAGACAUUAUGUAAUGCUCGGCGCACUGGUUGUAGGAAUGAUUCCCAGUACAGGUGGGGUUGUCAUCCCCCAUUGUUUCCUCUCAUUUCCUGUGUCCCUCUCAAGGUACCUCUCAUAUCAAACAAAGGAUAAAAAGCCCCAAAUCUGAAGUAAAUAAAUCAAUUCAAAAAAAAAAAAGUUAAAAAUUUGGAUCUUGUUGCUGACGGUGGUGGCAGCAAUAUUAAAUUUAAUAUAUUUUACCACAAAUUAAAAAAUCCUCUCAGGAGCUUUAAAGUGACAUUCCCAGUAUGAGCUUGGAAUUGUUUGUUUUGCUAUUUAACCUCUUUUUGUUUUUUGAGAUUUUUUUACAAUUAGUUUAAAUGGACUGUGGAUAGAGGAGGAAACUGGGAUAGAGCGGGGAAUUGACAUGCAGGAAAGGGGCUGCUGGCUGGAAUAGAACCUGCUUUAUGGGUGCACGACUUAACCAUUAGGCCAAGCACAGCUUGAUUUUUUUUAAAUAGACAAAGUAUUGUUUAUUAACAGUAAUUUUUCAAGUUGUAUUGGAUGCACUACGUAAAGCUGAAUGAAAGCUGAACAGUAGGAUCACUACAGAGAUAACGUAAUGUGUUAUUUUGAAUCAAGCAAGCUGUAUGCAAGCAAAUUUACGUUUUUGUUGUUUUACUCUAUUGUAGAGUUUGUAGUAUUCAAAAGGAAGAUUAUGACUGUCGGGAGCUUUUAUAUUUUUUUCUGUGAGUUACUUUGUGACAUUGGCUUUAACACUUGGUUUCAAUUUUCAGAAGGAAUAUUUUUGUAGCUGAUUAUAAAAAUAUAAAGUAAAACAUUUUUGUUGUUUGAAACACUUUGGGUGAUAUAUUAAGCUGUGACUGUACAGUCCUGAGAAAUGAUUGCAGUAUAAUAAACAGUCUUCUUACCAUGCUACUUUAAA
Molecule: messenger RNA, 3783 nt
Organism: Notolabrus celidotus (New Zealand spotty)
Lineage: Eukaryota; Metazoa; Chordata; Actinopteri; Labriformes; Labridae
Gene: pnkd
Product: PNKD metallo-beta-lactamase domain containing
Exons: 9
Coding region: 56-1135 (359 amino acids)
Cellular component (GO): mitochondrion
Molecular function (GO): hydroxyacylglutathione hydrolase activity
Source: RefSeq, a predicted model, not a curated record